Molecule: messenger RNA, 1972 nt
Organism: Monopterus albus (swamp eel)
Lineage: Eukaryota; Metazoa; Chordata; Actinopteri; Synbranchiformes; Synbranchidae
Product: calcium/calmodulin-dependent 3',5'-cyclic nucleotide phosphodiesterase 1B
Exons: 14
Coding region: 89-1648 (519 amino acids)
Biological process (GO): signal transduction
Molecular function (GO): 3',5'-cyclic-nucleotide phosphodiesterase activity
Source: RefSeq, a predicted model, not a curated record
ACUACUACUUCUACUACUUCUCUGCAAUAGUUUUCCUUUUUCAUUUUUCUAAACUCUGGGUUCCAUUAAGGCACCGCUUGAGUGUGGAAUGGCUGAACUGUUGCGAAUCCGUAAGAAACGACUGCAGAUCCCCAUCUCUAGGUUAAGAAGCAUGCUGAAGCAGCUGGAGGAGAAAGAUGUCGACUCUGAAGAAAUCAAAAAGAAUCUGGAGAUCACUGCUUCAUUACUAGAGGCAGUUUAUCUUGAUGGAACAAGACAGUGUCUGGAGUCUGAGGAUGCUCUUCAGCAGCUGCAGUCAGACGGGGUGCCUUCAGAGGUCACUGACUGGCUGGCGUCCACCUUCACUCAGAGGGUUCGACGGCCUGUGCGACGUUCAGAUGAGAAGCCCAAGUUCCGCAGCAUCGUGCAUGCAGUGCAGGCUGGAAUAUUUGUGGAGAGAAUGUUCAAGAGGGCCUACACUGCAGCCAUGCCAGACCAACCUAUGGAGGUUGUAAAUUGCCUCAGGGAUAUUGACCGCUGGAGCUUUGAUGUGUUUCCUUUGAAUGCAGCCAGUUCUGAUCACGCAUUACGAACUCUGUUCUUUGAGCUGAUCAUCAGAUAUGAGCUCAACAGUCGGUUUAAGAUCCCCAUCUCAUGCCUGACAGAGUUCCUGUCUGCACUGGAAAGAGGAUAUGGCAAAUACAAUAACCCCUACCACAAUCAUGUUCAUGCUGCUGAUGUGACGCAGACACUGCACUGCCUGCUGUUGCGUUCUGGACUAGUGCACUGGCUGACGGAGCUUGAGGUGAUGGCGUCACUGUUUGCUGCAGCCAUCCAUGACUAUGAACACACAGGAACCACAAACAACUUUCACAUCCACACAAAGUCAGAGUUUGCAAUGAUCUACAAUGAUCGGUCGGUGCAGGAAAACCAUCACCUCAGUGCAGCGUUUCAGCUGCUGCAGAAUGACCAGAUGAACAUCUUCAGUCAUUUGACACGAGAGGAAUGGAUGGAGCUGCGGUCACUGGUCAUAGAGAUGGUGUUGGCCACAGACAUGUCCUCUCACCUACUCCAAGUCAAAGCAAUGAAAUCGUGCCUAGAACAACAAGAACGGAUUGACAAGACCAAAGCACUGUCUCUGUUACUGCACACGGCUGACAUAAGCCAUCCAUCCAAGCCCUGGGCACUGCACUCUCGCUGGACCAAAGUCCUGAUGGAGGAGUUUUUCAGGCAGGGUGAUAGAGAGGCAGAGCUUGGCCUGCCCUUCUCUCCUCUGUGUGAUCGAAAAAGCACACUGGUAGCUGAGUCCCAGAUCGGUUUCAUAGACUUCAUUGUGUAUCCAACUUUCUCCCUGCUGAUGGACAUGGCAGAAAAGAUUGUUAUUCCACUGGUGGAGGAAAAUCCAGGUCCACCAGAUCCCUGUAACAGACACAGUAAUCUUUGGAAGGAGAGCUCCAGAGGCCUACAGUGGAGUCUCGCUCACAUCACAGCUGAGCUGGUGAGCUUCCGCUCCACGUGGACACGACACACCGAAGACAACAAACUGAAAUGGAAAGAAAGUGGCUCUAAUGGAUUUUCAGACCCCAGUGUGACAAAAGAACAAAGAUCCAGACAAGAGGAGCUGUCAGAGCAAUCCCUGCAAGACCCCACUACAAAUACAAACCAGUAGACAGGACUUUUGUGAUAUGUGCUUUUUUCAUAGAGGGUCUGCAAAGGUUAACUGAGAUUAAUGUUGAGUUGGUGUUUGUAACAAAACCACAAUGUCUUCUUAUAUUAUGAUUGAAACACAGAGGAGGUUAGAGGUUAUGAUCAUCUUCCCAAGGUAAGAUGCAGCGUUAAUCCAAAAACUUUGUCUUAUUUUAGUAUAGGCUACUGUACUAAUUUAAAUGCAAAGUGAACAUGCUGGCCAUGUGUUAUUAAUUUGCCACCUAAACACUUGUAAAGUACAUUUAACUUUUUGUAGUUUGAAUUGUACACAUUAUUUAAUCAUGCA